AUGGGUGGCGGUGACUCGGCCUUUCUGGCCAUUGUUCAGUGGCACAGCUGGUCCGCAGAAGCAGGCCGCGUCCCCAAGACUUGCCGGGAUUCUCGCCUCGGCGACCUUACCGAGGUCUUGUUCGAGCGGGCGCCCUACUGCAGAGGUGGCCAGUUUCGUGGUGCAGGUACCCGUCUGGCGGCCCUGUGUCGGGGCCCUGCAGCUGCUCACAGCGCCUUGCACCAGCUCGAGGAGAGAUGGGCAGACUUGGACGCCGCGCGGCAGACGACUCUGAGGACGGAGUGGGAGAUCCAGAUGAUCAGGUUCUACCACGACACCAAGGAGUCGUGCAGCGCAUGCCAGCCAGUGUUUGGCAAUGGCGGCUACAGUCAGGCGAUGGACUGCUCCGUCUGCGCUAUCAAAGCGUCGACCAUGUCGGAGGACCUCGAGAAGUUCGCAAACACCUUUGCAGACAAGUUCAAGCCCGAGCCGUCGCCGCCGGAGCCUCCUCCGCCACCGCCAGAGCCCGCGCCGGCGCCAGCUGCCGAGCCAGACCCUGAACUCCUGGAGAAGAUCAAAGCUCUUGAGCUCCGGGUGGCCGUUCAGAAAGACGCCCUGGGCGAGCUGCAGAAGGUGAUCGACGGAGCAGACACCGAGAAGGAAGCCCACAAGAAGGGGCUCGAAGAGUCUGAGAAAGCAAAGCAGGAUUUGCAGAGCCGGUGCGACACACUGGAGACGGACAUUCGAAGCCUCCUCGAAAACAUUGAGAAGUUUGCCGAGGAUCUUGACAUCGGUAUGCGCUGGCAGACGGCGCAGAUGGCAUAUGCCGCAUUGCACAAGUUCACGCUCGCUCGGCGGAGCAGGCUGGAGUCCGAUCCCGCACAGGAAGAGACGUGCCGCGAGCUCGAGGUCAAAGCUUUGUGCUUCAAGCAUAAACAGAUCCAGUCGCUCACCAAGCUCGGCCGCUUCAGUGACGCGGAGCCCAUGGCCAAGCAAGUCUGGGAGCGGAGAAAGGAGUUGCUGCCUGCGGAUGCCAAGGAGACCCGCGCCAUCUCCAGAGACUUUUGCGACAUCCUGCGAAAGAACGGAAAGUACUUUGAAGCGGAGCGAGAACUGGUGUCGAUGUGGUACAACUCGAUGCAAAGCGUUCCUGGAGCUGAGGAGGAAGAGUGGAAGUUGGAAACCGCCUCCAGGAUCGGAGAGGUGAUGGCGGAGCAAAGAAAGUUUGCCGAUGCGGCGUCGUGGCAUCGCCGCGUGCUGGAGCAGCGCUUGGCUAAGAGCCCUCUCGACGUGGAGAAAGCGUCUGCUGCCGCCGUCCAGUGCAUAUCAGCCCAGAACCAGCAAGACACCGGCUUCGUGAUCAUGGACCACGCUAUCAUCCCCCAUCUGGAGCGGAUAUGGAAGGAGCGCACGCCGAACACCGAGAACGAGAACGUUCUGACAUGCGGCCACGAGCUCGGCGUUCGUUUGAUAGGACUGGCCAAGGAUGACGAGGCAGCGCCUAUUCUCUUGUCCGUGUGGGAAAAGAGAAAAGCAUUUGGACCUCCGCACCAACUUGAAGCAAUGGAAACAGCGCUUGCCCUCGUUGAUCUCUCCGUCAAGACGGAGAACCUCCCGAGGCUCGAGACACUGUACCACUGGAUCACGAUGAACCGCACGCCGGACCAGAGCGAGACCGAGCAUCUCUGGUACCGGUACCGCCUGGGGUGCGUCCAGGCGGUUCUCGAGAAGUGGGCGAUCGCGGAAGACAACCUGCGGAAAGUCCUCUCGCAUCACAAGCAGCUCUUUGGAAGCGAUGACCCGGAUACUAUACAGUACACCCAGGUCCUAGCCGAAGUCCUGAGAAGGGAGAACCGGCUCGACGACGCGCUGAGGCUCGUCCAGCCGCUCUGGGAGGACCGCCAGCGGCACCCGCGCAGCUGGCUGCAGGCGACUCUGAGGAUCGGCCACCUGUACGGCGACAUACUCAACGAGUCCAACUCGCCCGCCGACCUAGCCAAGGCCGAGGCCAUCUUGCGGGAGGUGUGGGAGUCGACAGCCACCAACAUCUCGAGCAUGAUGCCCCUGGCGAGCCUCGUCCCCGCCGGCGACUGCUACGGCAUCAGCCUCAUGAAGCGCCAGAAGUUCCUCGAGGCGCGGCCCAUCUUUGCCCAGGUGGCCGAGUGGAAGCGCUGGCUCGGCUUCGACCAGAAGGCGCUGGAGCGCUCCGAGCACCUGGCCAUGCGUGCGACGGAAUGGGGCAGCCGGAAGCACCCGCCGAUCUACCGCCCGACCCCGGUGUACCACCAGCUACGGCUCAGGGAUUUCCUCGACCGAUGGUUCUCGUCCACGGUCGUCACCGCGGCUAUUACGGACUCUUGA
Molecule: messenger RNA, 2340 nt
Organism: Thyridium curvatum
Lineage: Eukaryota; Fungi; Ascomycota; Sordariomycetes; Thyridiales; Thyridiaceae
Exons: 2
Coding region: 1-2340 (779 amino acids)
Molecular function (GO): protein binding
Source: RefSeq, a predicted model, not a curated record